Molecule: messenger RNA, 1122 nt
Organism: Lucilia cuprina (Australian sheep blowfly)
Lineage: Eukaryota; Metazoa; Arthropoda; Insecta; Diptera; Calliphoridae
Product: putative gustatory receptor 59b
Exons: 3
Coding region: 1-1122 (373 amino acids)
Biological process (GO): sensory perception of taste
Cellular component (GO): membrane
Source: RefSeq, a predicted model, not a curated record
AUGGAUUUGAUAAAAGAAUUUUACAAGAAAUGUUGUGAAUAUUACCCCGUUAUUAUUGGAGCAACUGCAUAUCUGUAUAAAGGAAAUUCGAAUACAUAUCGUCAAAAUAUAUUAACACGUAUUAUAGCGGGAUUAUCAAAUAUAGUUUGUUUAUUUGUAUUAUUCUAUUUUGGACAUGAGAGCUUGGCAAUAUUGGAAGCUGUACCACAUUUACAUCCGCUUAUAAAAACUGUAACCCAUCUUUGUAUGAUAGUGCGUAUUGUAGCGGUAUUUUACACAAUACUUCACAGGAAGUGGAGAGAAGAGAAGGAUGUUAAACUAAAGGUUCAAUUGAGGAAACUUAAAAGGAAAUAUUACGAAAAAUUUUAUUGCAGUAGAGAAAUCGAUAAACGUUUUAAACAAAUUUUGUAUAUAAAAUACUCCAUCUUAUUAUACGUGCACUUCAUUUCUUUUGGCAUUGCAUCGCGUUUAGCAUUAUUAACUUUGAAAUGGUGGCGCUGGAUAUUGGUCAUUUGUAAUGCCACAAUUAUGAAUAUGACGGUUGUAGUAAUGUUUGAUUUUUUCGUAAUGCUUUGGAAUAUUUGUCAUCUAUUGCAACAUCUUAAUUAUCAUUUAGGUACUAUUUAUCAGAAACUAGAAAAGCCCCAAGCAGAUGAUAAACUGUUGAACCAUGAAAUUCAAACAAUUUCAGAAACACAUGCAGAAUUGGGCGGCAUUUUGAAGGAAUUGCUAAAACUUUUUCAAUUUCAAAUCUUAACAAAUCGUUUAUAUUCCACUUUUAGUUUUAUUAUUGUUGCUUAUUUUGGUUAUGUGUUCAUCUUUUACUAUGAAAUUGAUAAAAUGUAUUUAAUAGUGGGUGGUAUUUCGUAUUUGAUUUUUUCUAUAGACUUUUAUACAACGGAUCUAAUGUGCGACAUGAUUAACGAGAGUUUUAAACAAUUAAUAAUGAUGCUACAAAUGUUUAAUGAAAGAAAAACAGCGAUGGACGGAGAGUGUGAACGAUUUGUGAUAUUAUUAACGAGUAAAAAAGAAAUAUUCUGCAGUGGAAUGGACCGAUCGGCUUGGUUUGGAGUAAUGUCACAAUUAGUAUCAAGCGCCUUAGUUUUAAUACAAACUAUUUGA